CUUGUUAUUGUUCAUGGCGUUUUAUGACUUGUCUCUUUAUAUUAGCGAUUAUGUCGAGUUUUUUCGCGAUCCCUGCCGCGCGCUGUGUGCUGAGAGUGAAAUAAGGGCCGCGCGGUGUGUUUCCGAUUAAGACCAGUGGCCGGGCGGUGUGCCUCCGUGUUGUACGGACGCGUGAAAUCCCGCACAGUGUCGGAAAGAAAUGGGUAAACAAGAUUAGUAAUAUUGGUGUGAUUUGGGGCUGUCGGUGUACAACUGAUACACGACAUCUCAUCAUCACACACAUACACACAUUCAUAUUGGAGCAACACCCUGAGGCGUUCUGAAACUCUCUGGGUAGUUAUGUGAUUUGUGAUUGUCAUGGCGGCAGAUAGUGAUGGUGAUCUUAUUGAGACGGUGGUAACAUGCGAAGGUGAUCUUGCGGAUCCAAAGUUUCCUCAGAAGUUCGAAAUUAUUGUUGACCGUCUUAAUGCUUUGCUUUGCAAAGAAAAAGGAGAUGGGCUGAAAGUCAAUAAGGUAGAACCAUGGAAUUCUGUCAGAGUAACAUUUUCAAUACCCAGAGAAGCUGCUCUGCGACUUCGAGAGUUAGCAGCUCAGGGCUCUCCAACUCUUACACAACUUGGCAUACUUUCAGUGCAGGUCGAAGGAGAUCAGGUAAUAUCUUUGAGGAUAGCCAGUCGCUUUGGUGGAGAUGCACAAGAAAUUGUGCUGCAUUCUGGAACUACGCAAGAUGGCGGAGCAAAAUCGCAAGGCGAUGUUACUAGUAACACAGCUACGGUUGAUGCUAAUCCUUCAACAGCUUUGCCUGGUCCCAGUAAUUCCACCAGCAUUUCGUCAGCGCUACGCAAUGUUGCUCAAAUAAUAGCAGCUGGAACAUCGUCGGAGAAAGUUCCACAAUUUCGUUCUCCAAAUGUAGUUGCACCUACUGACUGUGAUCCUAUUCCACCGUUUCUUGCGAAAUCAGUCCAAUCCACGUCAACGAGCAAUGUUGGCAUUUCUGGAAACCAGCAAGUAACUAAUUCUAAUGCAUCGCCUAGGAACAACUACAAUGGUCCUUUUCCAUUUGCCAGUAUGACGCAUGCUGCCCAAGCAAUACACAAUCGCGAAUCGCAGAUUACAACAAUUAAGAAUACAAUGCAAUUCAAGCACCAUGCGCAACCGCCGCCCCCUUAUCCAUCUCAGGAAAAUUUGGCGACAGUUACGGCAUUAACGACCGGUCAUACGACUACUCAACCGGUCGUUACCGUUGGACAAUUAACGAAUCAAUUUAAGCCCACGACGAUUGCUACAACAUCUAGUCUGUCACCAAACAACAGUACUAAUUUGGCAGGGAGUUCGAAUGGUAGCGGAAAUCAGGUCGCUUUAUCCAGUCCAUUACUCGUGAAUCUUUUACAAAAUGAUGCUGGUUCACAUGCAAAUAAUGUCGUAUCUACUCAGAAGAUGUUACCACCGGCUGUUAUCGAUAAUUCUGGACUUACUAAUCGUAUGAGACCUACCAAGAAGCCUACAGUUAGAAGGAAAGAUCUCCCGUCGCCUAACGAGUCGCCUCCGAAUUUGGAUACUUUGAGAAGCGAAGACUUGAUUGGAGGGACAGCAACGACAACGACGACGAUUAUUCCUGACUUAUCCCAAACUUCUACAUCGUCGGCAUUCGCGACUGUUAACGCUAAUCAACCGUCGUCGCUUCCACCGCAACAACAUACGGUCAAUGUAAUCGGCAGUAGCACCGGACAAAAUAUGAUGCCGCCUCAAACAGUGCAUCAAGUGCCGCCCGGUGGACAGAUGCAGCAGCAAGCUACAUCGACUUUACACAAUCAAGUACAAACUCAGCAAAAGUUUCCCAACAUUAGGCAAGAAUUGGCUUACAGGAAUUCACAGAUGCAAAUGCAGAAUCAACUUUCUGUCAGGCACCCGGUAAAUGGACAACAAAUUAGAACACCUUUACAACAACGCCAACUUUUACUCCAACAACAGCAACAGCUUCUCACGCAACAACAACAAAUAAAUCAACAAAUUGUCCCACAAAUCUCGACGACGCAGCAAGCUCUUCUUCAUCAGCAAAAUAUAAACACAUCGUUGCAAACCACAUCUCUUAGCAAUCAGUCACUAUUACAACAAAAUCAACAAUUGCUACAACAUUCGACAGUAGGCUUAAGCGUUCCGCAACAACGGCUAAGUUACUUAAACAGUCAACGUCAACAAACCCCGUCAUCCUAUCCGAGGCAACCGGUCCCGCAGCAAACGCAUUUAAAUCAACAAAAUCAGGCUCUCAAUGUACAACAACAAUUGCAUCACAAUCAAGUAAAGAACAUGAAUAUUAACACUAGCGCGAGUACUGAUUUUCGUUAUGGACAGAGCCAAAAUAUCCUUAGUAGAAAUUAUCAAUCUCCCUCAACGAGCAAUGCUAAUGGGACCACAUGGAAUGCACAGAGCAAUUCUAUUCCGCAAGGUGCUCAAGUCAAUACCACACGUGUAUCAGUCUCGAAUCAGGUUUCAGGUGCCUUUCCUCAAUGUGGGUCUCAUAUAAAUAAUUCUAAUGCUAGCAUUGCUUCGUCGUCUGUUAUUAAAACGGAAACUUCCGAGUCUUCGAAACCGGAAGAAGAAGGUCCGGAGCCAGAACCGGAGUAUACUUCAACCGGGAAGAUACGACAAUUUCUAAUCAAUCCUUUAACAGGACACUUGGAACCAAUGCCCAGUGAAAGUUCAGAUUCGGAGCCGGAGAGUGCAGUAGAUAAUCAGGAUGACUUCUUCUCUUUUCCAUCUCCAUCAAACGAUAGAUCAAACUCUAUAUUUUCCGACGACGAUGCGGACAGCAAUUUUUCAAGAAGAAACGACACGACGACAAAUACGGAUCAAUCUGAUUCCGAGACAACGGCCAAGUCCACGGCCAGCGAAGGAAGUUUAAAGCAUAGCAGAAUAAAAUCUAGCAGAGAGACUGCGCAUAGUCCGAUGCCGGGAGAGAAAAUCAAACUAAGAUUGAAAUUAGAAAAAUCCGAGCCCGUUACACCGGCUUACAAAGUUGACGUUUCUUUCGUGAAUACGCCGCCCAUGCGAAAAGCUGAUAAAUCUAUGAAUAAAAUUUUCACAAGUGGUGUUCCAAAUACAGGGAACGGUGACGAACCACUCCGAGUGCCUCCGUUACACAUUUCUUUAAGAGGACGUAACGCUUUAGUAGUACAAAAAAAGAAAGAAAAGAAGUCUCUGAAGGGUGAAAGUGAGAGUGAGCUAACCAAGAGGAGAGGUAAAUUGAAGAAGAAAGAAUGUAUUGAUGGUAACAAAUUGCUGCAAAAGAAAUCACCAUUAAAUAUGAUCAUAGGCACUUCAUCUGCAUCAAAAUUACCUUUGUCCAAUUCCACAAUGAUAAACAAUGCUAAUGCCGUUUGCAAAAUGGGUAAUAUACUGCAAACUGCUAUGACUAAACCCAAUGCCUUAAAACAAGAACUACCAGUGGAUGCCGCACGACUACAAACUAGUACUAUUAUUAAGCCAUGUUCGAGUAAAAACAGCGACGUAGAUGAUAUACCGUUGAAUAGUAGAAUACCAUCUCCUUCGAAGCAUAAAUCUGCAAUUGUAAAUCAGUCUUUAAAUACUUCGCAAGUUUUAACAAAGAGUCAAAUGGAUCUUGACGCACAAAAUCACAUGCAAGAAUAUAAAAUAGGUGGAGGUAAAACAAAAAGAAGGGAUUCUAAGAAGAAAUCAGAAUCUGGAGAUGGUUUACAUCGGGAACAAAACCUCUUAUCAGGAGGCCGAAUUUUAGAUAAUCAAGUGAAAUGGAGAAAACUUGGUUAUAAGGGUGAUACAACUCAAUCAAUAAGAAAAUCAGAUUCACUUUUAACUGGGAGUGAUUUUAAUACAGUCAAGAAGGUUGGCGAAAUUCGGAGAACAAGCGAUAGUGACAUUAAUAAAUCAGCGCUUGAAAAAAGUAAUUUGCUGACUAAUGUUGCUCCCAGAUUAACAGAGCUUAAUGGCAUAAAAAAAGACUUAAUAAGUCAAGAUAAAAGAAGGCGGUUAAGUUUAAUCGAUGAAAAAGAUCUGCAUUUAGGAGAAUCUCCAAAUACAGAAAUUACACAUUUUAACAGUCAGAAGGCAGUUUCUGAAUGUUCUGCAAAUACAAUACCAAGUAUGAAAACAAAUAUCAGUCUAUCCUUUGAGAGCGAUACUGGUUUAAAAUCGACAAAUUCGGCGCAGCAGGGCGAUUCUAGAAAUACAUCUAACAAUCCUGAGAAUAAGACACCUGUGCAUACAGAGACCACGAUAAAAAAUUCUCAGCCAUCUAUGGCUAGAAUACUCUCUGUCAAAUGUAAAUCUGAUAGGGAGAAUUAUAUUGCUACUGUUAAAAAUCAAAACAUUGGUCAGCAGCUAAAAAAUCAUGUGGUUGCCAAGAGUGAAGUAAAUUCCAUUAUGAAUAGACACAAGACAGUCGAACAGUUGAGUUUUAGUCAUAAGAAGACAAUUCAAAACCAUGUUGUAAAACAACAAAUUGACAGAUCCGCGACAGAUAGCAAAAUAGAUAGUGCGUCGCAAAGGAUUAGUUUAUUGAAGACUACAGGCAAUACAGUAGUCGGUAAUUCGGUGGACCAAGUCUCUAGAUCCCAGAACAUUGAUGCACCUGCAAAUAAGCCGACCUUGCCUAUCGGUGAAAUAAAUGUGACUGAAGCAAAGGUCAAGCAAAAAUUACUUGAAAAUACAACAGUACCUAUUAUAGGUGUUGACGCGAAUAUCGAAAGAGUCGGCAGUAACGGGGGCGGUGAAGACUCGGGCAUCGAGUCGAUGGAUGCUCUUUCGGAAAAAUCACCAAAUCAAGGAGAGUCACCUUUGCAUAGGCCGGCAUCGGCAACUGAAUCAGUAACACAGAGCAGCGCCAAGAAUGUAAUACAGGGGGAACCCACCUUAUCAACCACCAAUAAGAACGUGCCUUCCUCAACUAGUAGUAGUGAUAUGUGUUCAAAUUCCCAUUCGGAACUUCUCAAGUCCAGUGGUCCGCAAAGGUUAAGUCCUGUGUCCGUAAUGAGUUAUCUUGAAAACCAGUUGAAUCGCAAUAUAUCAAACUCCAGUGAGCAUGAUACAAAGAAUGUGUCUAGUGAAAAAUCAUCGACAAUUUCAAGAACUGGACAUAGUGAUUUGAUUGCUAGUUUAGACACAGCAAGUAACGACAAAAGUGUGUCCAGUCCUUUAGUGACAGGAACAAUGACUGUUGUAACAGCAUCCAUAACCAGCAGUAUGAAUAGUGAUAAUAACUUAUUACAAUGUGCGCACCAAGCAAAGGAUUUCUCCGAUAAAGAUAAUUCUAGUGUUAAAUUAGAGAGUACUGUUAACCAAAAUGAUCAGGGUAAGACAAACUCUACGCAUGAAGAAUUGAGAACUGUGGAAAGCGUAUCUGAAGACAGUACGAAAGCGAUUGUAGAAAGUAACAGUGCAAUUAGAUUAAGUGAUGAACCUCACGGACAGAAUAAUAAUAAUAAUAAUACUAAUAAUAAUAACAAUAAUAAUAAUAAUAAUAAUAAUGGUGUGCCUAUAAUACAAAAUCACGUUGCUUAUAGUAAAAUUGACACGAUAAAACUCGAUAGUGUGCUCGCGAACAAUACUAACACGUCGACGGAUAAUUCUUGCUCGAAUAGUGAGAGUUGCAAUCUAGAAAUCAAAGUCGAAUCUAAAAUUAACGUAAAAGUAGAUGAUACCAGGCAAACCGAUCGGUUCGAGGUUUCAAAAAAUGGUAACAUUUCACUGAAUACAAAGUCCGUCAAGUUAGAAACGUGCACCGAACAAAAUCAGAAAUGUAAUGUACAAAGUCAUCAGAGUCAGAUCAUGCUCAGAGAGCCUUCUGUAAAUCUUCAAAAAGUGACGGACGAUUUAGUUAAAAAGAUGGUUAAUGAUUCGAGUGAUCUGAGCGUAAGUGGUAUUCAGUCGCCUCUCGGUGAAGAUCCGCAGCCUAUCAGAAUUACACCACCAUUGUACACCUACUCCAAUCCUGUGGUUCUACAACGGGACGAAACUCCGAGCCCGGCAGCUCAGAAUCCUGAAGUAGAUUCAAGCGAAGUAGAACAUCUCAAGCGUAAACGCAGGAGGAAGCAAGAACUCGAAGGACGACAGGAUAUUAUAUGUAUAGAGGAUAACGAUGAAGGACAUUUUGUGGAGAGGCUAAACAAUUCGGAGGAGUAUAUCAAAAGACCACCCAAAUCGUUGCUGGAACAGCUUCUAAUAGAUAUUCCGAACGAUAACAAUGAGAAGAGGUCAUUGAGAACUAGGUCGCAAAAGUUGAACAGCCCGGAUAUCGCGAAAACUCCGAAAAGCAGCCCCCACGGUCCUAAUAAAUUAGAGGAACGCCGUAGUAUAUCACCCUACGCGAAAGCAAGUCCAAAACUAACGGUAUCGAAAUUGUCUCCUAAUGCGACAAUAAAAAUAGGGAAACGGAAAAGACAAGAGAGCGAGAGUUCCGUUGCAUCGAGUACAGCUGAAGAUCCACAGCCAAGACCAGGUAAACGGAAAUGCUCAGAGAAUGCGGCAGAACUUAUUAAAGCUUGCAUGGGUGUAGAAGAGGCUGGUUCUAUAAAGAAACAAGUGCCUGGCAAGGAAGAGCAAUCAAAGAAGGGGUUCAACAUAUUGGCAAAAGCUAAGAAAGGUCCCAUUGUGGUAGAAGUAGAUUCGUCUGAUGAUGAACCAUUGAUUGAAUCUGUAGGAAAAGCAAGAGUUCGAUUGUCAGAUGAAACAUCCGCUGCUUCCUCAAAGCCUAAAGAUCAAAAAAUGCAAAGAGAGAGCCGUUUGUUAACUACCAAGCAGCCGAGUACGGCUAUGGCUACAACGACGGCAACAACGACGACAAUGAUUACGGUGACUACGAUGACAACAACAACGACGACAACGAUGACGACUAUAACGACGACGACGACGUCGAUGACGGCUGCGGUGGCGGCGACGAUGGCAGUUACUGUCGGGAAGGAGAGAUUACGAGGCACUUCUGUAUCUAGCAACGAAUCUGUGGGCGAAGUAAUGACAAGAAGAUCUGUACGGCAGAAUACAGCUUCACCGCUAGCUACUCCAGCAAGCAAUACUAGAGGUGCGUCCAGAACUUCGGACGAUAUUAACAGAAGGAAAACUCGUAGUGGUGCUGCGGGCAAACAUUGUUUUAGUAACAGCGGAGACGGCGGAGCAGGCGAAACGGAGACGAAUAUCCCGAGAAAACAAAUGACCUUCGGGAAGUGACCUUGACAGUGAUUAGCUACCGUCGCUCGUCAAGGCCUAUCAUCUGUCUGAUUGUAAAUCCGACAUAAACGGGUAUUUGAUCGCCGUGUGGCUGAAUUCCACCUGGUGAAACUGUAUGCGUCACAUUAGCGCACAACGUUGCUGUAUAUGUAUCGGGAGUAUUGUGUCAAAAAAGAAAUGCUAGACGGUGUGUGAAAGCAUUUUGUGCUAUAAAAGAUUUGUUGGCUGCUACUAAGUUAGUCAUACAAGAAAGAUAGUACCUUCCAAUUUUUUUCUUGCUCGUUCUUUACGUUUUUCUUUCCUUUUUCUUUUCGUCUUUUUCUUUUCUCUAAAGCAUAGAUCAUAAGAAUUAUAUUGUUGUAACAUUUAAAGAGAGUUUUGUAUAUUUAAUAAGUCAUUAAUUAUUAAUUGUUAUGUUCUUAAAUGUUUAAGAAUAGCGAACAAAAUAAAAGCAAUUUACUUUUAUUCUUUUCUUUCACCGUCUAGCGUUUUCAUUUAUGUUGUACUCCUAUAAACAGCAAAGUUUAGUUACUCAGAUUUGACUUGCUCACAAUGCAUUAUAUACUAUAAUCUAAGUAACUGAACUAACUCAAAACUGCCGAGACAUUGUAUGUAACUUUCUUUUACCAGUUAGAUGUUUCAUUCUAGCCUCAAGAACUAAAUUUCAUUCUUUGAUGUGCAAUUUUCUAACGUUAUCGUCUGUUAGAUGUAAAAAACUUCAAGUUAGCUUUAGAAAGAUUUAAGAAAAUUCAAACUCGAACUAUUUAUGUUUCGGGUAUCAUCUUCUCUCAUAAUUUCUUUCGUUCAUUGUAUCACUAUAAAAUAGAAGCGGUAAAAGAAAGUCCAAAUUUUUCAAGUGUCAAAAACGUGAAUUUGACUGUACUGCCGUAAGUAAAAUACAUAUUUAUAAAUAUGUGGAUAAAUUUAUGGGGAUUAUAGAUUGCUAUUCUGACGAUUUUGCUGAUAGACUUUGUUUAAGUAUGUCUAAUUUGUGUAUACAUAUUUAUUUAUUGUGUGUCAUCUAUCUGUUCUAAAAGUUUUUUGUAUAUGCAUGUGUAAGAGAGCACAUAUAUAUAAAGUAACAGUAUCAUACGAAUUUUUCACACGAAUUAGUUUUUGCUAUAAGUUCAAGAUACAAAGUAAUAACAUUUUUUGUACUUACCUAUCCAAAAGAUAAAAACGUUUUUUGAGUUGUUGAUUUGGUAUUUAGAUAAUUAAAUACCUAUAUAUAAUAUCACAUGAUUAUAUUUUGGAUAUAUUGAGAAUUGUUACAUUUUGAAUAUUGAGAAUAAUAAAUUUACACAUUGAUGUAAUAAUAUUGAUAAAUGUGAAAGGUAAUAUUUACAUUUGUAGUUAUAGAAACGUGUAUAUUUUUUUUAAUCAACAACUUAGCAAUUAAGUUUGUAAUUACAUUAUUGUAAGUUUUCAUUUUUCAAACUCGUCAAACAGGUCUUUCAGUAAAAAGUUCGUCUUGAGUUACAGGGUGUUUGGAGAUUAAUGGGGACAAAACUCGUGUGCAGAUAGAGCGGACCAAACUGAGUCAAAAAGUCCUUUAUCAUUUUUUUUUUUGUAUAACGCUUAAUAAGAGAAUUAUUAUUGAAUAAAGUCUGGUCAAUCAUCGCCGAUUUUUAGCCGGGCGCACAUCGGUGAGCCGCAUGUAACAGUUAAGCGCUCACGCACAUUAUCAGGCGCGCGGCUCAUCAAUGUGCGUCCGGCUAAAGAUCAACGAUGAUUGGCCAGACUUUACUCAAUAAUAAUUCUUUUAUUAAGCGUUAUACAAAAAAAAAUGAUAAAGGACUUUUCAACUCAGUUUGGUCCACUCUAUCUGCACAUGAGUUUUGUCCCUAUUAAUCUGGGACACCCUGUAUAAUAUUCAGAAAUGGGGAUAUAGAACUUUUAAAAAGGAUUUAUUUUAUUUAUGAAAUAUGAACAUACACACAGUGAACGUUGGAAGAUAUGCAUAAAUAUGCGAAGAUGAUAAGAAUAAUUAUUAUAAGAAAACUUAUUAACACAAUGUUAAUUUGAUAUAGGUAAUAUAUGAAUGAAUAUAUUUUGUAAAUAAUUUCUUGUAAAGAUGGACAAAGCACAUCCCUUUCUCCCUAUUGUGUAUAUAUAAAAACUGUUUAAAUUUUUAUUAAAUUAGUAAUAAUUGAAGUAUAUAUAACGUGCAAAAAUAAAAAUCGUAAUUGUCAUUAUUAUUAUAAUUAUUCUCUCGCGUUCAUGUAAUUAAAAUAUACUUAUUCUUCUUAUACAAAUUUAGAACUACAUUGAAUUAUAUGUGCAUACGUAUACAUAAGAUCUAUGUAUGUGAUUUAUAUCGAUUAUUGUUUUUGUGAACAGAUAAUCUAGUUUUAUAUUGUAUAAAUAUAACUUACACACACAUAUAUAUAUAUAUAUAUAUAUAUAUAUAUAUAUAGAUAUAGAGAGAGAGAAAGAAAAAGCUAGAGUGUGUGUGUGUGUGAUUGUGUGUAUUAUGUGUGUGCUGUUGAGAAUUCUAGCUGAGCCUGAGUAGUCAUCAUCGUGUAGCACUGUCCAAAUGUUUUAUAAAUCUAUUAUGGAGAUAAUUAACAUUUCUCUUUUCAAGCAGCAGAAAUUUAGAAUAUUGUUUAGUAAAUAAUACUUUAUUCAUUAUAAAUAUUAAUAAUUAAUUAAUUUUAAUUAUUUAUCUUAAUUAAUUAUAUAAUAUUAAUUAUUAUGUUCCUCUCUUUAAAUAUCUCUUAAUUUUCUCCAAACUUUGGAAUAUCUGUGUUAAAUAUUCUAUAAACAGUUUUCGUGAAAGCUUUAAGUACAUUCAGAUAAAUAUUCUAAAUAUAUUCUAUUUAGAAUAUUCUCAUCUGUGUGAUUAUGAUUAUAAAUUAUAUCAUUGUCAAUAUAUGUAUGUUAAAAAUUGUGGAUCAAAAGUUACAUGACUCAAUUUUAUCAUGAUCAUUUUUGAAUAUAUAUGAUUUUGUAUAAAAAAAAAUAUGCGAUUUUUUAUCACAGACCAAGUAAAUAUUUAUUAUAUGAUAAAGAAAGAUUAUUGCGCGCUACAAUUGUUACAAGCAUAGAAUGUACAAAGUAUGAUAAGUACAGUGCUCAAUUAUAUAGUAUGCAUAUAAAUUUUCUGAUCAAUACUUUUCUCCCAAAGGUUCGAUGGCUACCAGGCGGCACUUUAAUAGAAAAAUGCUUCUCUCACGCUCGUAAUAAAUACCGAAUUUAAUGAUAUUUCAAAUAGGAGAGAAUUUCAUCGAUCUAUACCCAACAAAUUAAGAGACAGACUGCUUCUUGGGUUAUAGUUUCGUUGAAUUUAUGUCCUACUUUCAAUAUUGAUUUAAGUUAUUUAAUUAGAAUAUUGCUUGUUUAUCAGAAUUUAUUUCUAUUAGACAUUGCUGGAUCUAUAUAUUGUAUAUAAUAGUAUACUUAUUUUACUCGGAUGAGAAAUUACAACCUGAUUGUACAUAAAACUACGAAGAAAUUGGUAUACACGACUUGCGGGUUUGAUUUAAUUCGUAUCCUAUAACAUAAAUAGGAUCGAGUGUAAUAUAUAGUAAUUUAAUAUUGCAGAAUAUACAAGAAUAAUUGAAAAAUAUUGUAAUUUUGAUGUGUAAAAUAUUCUCUUUCACAUUAGAUAGAUAUGCUAGGCAUUAUUAUGUUACAAUUUUAUCAUUGAAUAUUACAUUUAUAUGAUUGUAUAGACUAUAAACAAAGAUGAGAUCUUUGUGUAAAUAUGAAUAUCUUAAGGAUAAGCGAAUAUUUAGCGCGCUCGCAUAAUUAAGGAGCUUUUAAAGUAUCUCUGCUGUGUAAUCACAUGUGUGUGUCUCUGUAUGUGUGUGUGUAAUGCAUGCAUAUAUAUAUAUAUAUAUAUAUAUAUAUAUAUAUAUAUAUAUAUAUAUGCGCGUGUAAGAGCAAUUAAUAAUGCGCCAAAGAUCAGAUGUCGGAUAGCUGUUGGCACUCAACACAGUUGAAGAAGUGGUGUAGGUAUGAAAAGCUCAAUAAAUAAUUGGUAUUGAUAUUGUGGUCCUCUCGUAAAAGAUGUAAAGUGUAAUACUACUAUCUCCGCGCAAUCUACGAGAAUUAUACCGAUAAUAAAUGAUCACACUUUA
Molecule: messenger RNA, 11279 nt
Organism: Cataglyphis hispanica
Lineage: Eukaryota; Metazoa; Arthropoda; Insecta; Hymenoptera; Formicidae
Gene: Ncoa6
Product: serine-rich adhesin for platelets
Exons: 11
Coding region: 358-7197 (2279 amino acids)
Biological process (GO): positive regulation of transcription by RNA polymerase II
Cellular component (GO): nucleus; histone methyltransferase complex; transcription regulator complex
Source: RefSeq, a predicted model, not a curated record